This is a messenger RNA of Chanos chanos (milkfish), 549 nucleotides long. RefSeq names its product troponin I, slow skeletal muscle-like. Bases 1 to 549 code for a protein of 182 amino acids. Gene Ontology annotation, cellular component: troponin complex. The transcript has 5 exons. NCBI's taxonomy places the organism in Eukaryota, Metazoa, Chordata, Actinopteri, Gonorynchiformes, Chanidae. Gene Ontology annotation, biological process: skeletal muscle contraction; cardiac muscle contraction. The record is from RefSeq and is a predicted model, not a curated record.
AUGUCCUUUAUUCUCUUUCAGAGGAAAUCCAAGAUCACUGCAUCCCGCAGGUUGUUCCUGAAGACCAAACUGCUAAAGAAGGCGAGUGCUAUGCUGGUAACGGAGAAGGAGGAGAAAAAGAGAGAGAGAGAAACCACACUGAAUGAGAGAGUCCCUCCACUCCAGCUAUCUGGUCUGUCUGUGCAGGAGCUCCAGGCACUGUGCAGAGAACUCCACCAAAAGAUUGAUGUGAUUGAUGAGGAAAGAUAUGACAUAGAAGCGAAGGUGGCCAAGAAUCAGAAAGAGAUCGAAAAUCUGUCACACAAGAUCUUUGAGCUGAAGGGUAAGAUGAAGAGACCUGCCCUGAAGAGGGUAAAGAUCUCCGCCGAUGCCAUGCUGGGAGCUCUCCUGGGCUCCAGGAUGAAGGAGUCUGUGGAUUUCAAAGCCAACCUGAAGACAGUGAAGAAAGAGGAGGAAAAGAAGGAGGAGGUGACAGACUGGCGUAAGAACGUGGAGGCUAUGUCUGGCAUGGAGGGCAGGAAGAAGCUGUUUGAUGCUGCUGGUCAAUAA